Molecule: messenger RNA, 4535 nt
Organism: Quercus robur (English oak)
Lineage: Eukaryota; Viridiplantae; Streptophyta; Magnoliopsida; Fagales; Fagaceae
Product: protein ALP1-like
Exons: 3
Coding region: 3205-4431 (408 amino acids)
Source: RefSeq, a predicted model, not a curated record
AUUAAAGCAAAAAAAAUACUAUUUUAUUCAUUCUCUUCUAACUUAAUUAAAUAAUAUUUUCCCUCUCCCUUGUCUUUUUUCUAUUUCCUCUUCACAGGUCAGUCACAGUGUCCAUUAUUCUCUCCCCCUUUCAUUUUUUUCUUUCUUUCUUCCUCAUUCUUCUUAAAGCUCCACGCCAACACCAUGGAUCACGCUGUUGUGGUGGUGGUGGUGGGUCACGCCGCUGAUCAUGCCGUUUCCGUUGGUUUUUGUGGUGGUGUUGGUGGUUGAUUUUGGGUCAUGGGUUUGUGGGUUUCAUAUGGGUUUGUGUUUGAUAUGGGUUUUGUAUGGUUUUCCAAUUUGUGGUGGUGGUGAUUAAGUGGGUUUUGUGGUGGUGGUGGUUGUUGUUGUUGGUUUUUUUUUUUAAAUCAGAGUUGUGGUGAUGGUGAUUAAGGUGAGUUUGUGGUGGUGGUGGUGGUGGUUGUUGUUCACAAGGAGUGGGUGGCAAGGGAAAAUGGGGCCACCCCAGUGGUGGCUCGCGGCGGCAGCUAUUGGCUGAACCAUGAAGUUUUGGCCAUGGCAGUGGUGUUGGUGGCUUGUGUUGAGCUUUGAUGCUGCGGCCAUGGAGGUCGUGGGUUUGAUUCAGAGAUGGAGAGAUCAGGUGAGGAGAGAAGAGAAGCGAGGCUUGAGGCUUAAUCUUUUUGCUUAAAAAAAAAAAAAAAAAAGGUGACGUGGCGGGUCAGGAUUGGCUUCUCUUUAUUUUUUUUCUAUUAUUAAAAAGAAAUUUAUCUUUCUCAUUUUUUUUUAACAAAGCAAGUGAGUCAUCUCUUUCACUUUUCUCCCAACUAAAAUCAACGAAAGAAAAGUAAAUUCCUUUUAUUGAAGUGUAGGUUUCUGUUGGGUAAUUGUCAAACGUUUCAGCUUUCCUUAAAUAAUUUCUUUCUCUGUUUUCCUCUUCAACUGACUGUCCCUCUCUCUCUCUUCAUCUCAUCGACUAUGACAACGUGAUCCUCAAGGUCCUCACUCUUCUGUUAUUCAAUACUCUGUGAAUUCUCUGUUUUUUUUUUUUUUUUAAUAUUAAAUUUAUAUUUGGUUUGUGUUCAAUUUGUGUUUGAGUGAUGGGAAAACAAUGGAAAAGGGGAAGAAAAGUAAUAUUAAUUUCUGGGUUUUUUGUGUUUCCCUGUUUUUAUGUCUGAAUUUUUCCUCUUGUAGCAGCUGUGAGAUUGUAAAAAAAAAAAAAAAUGUUCAGGUAGCAGUAGCUUGUUUCUUUAUUUCUGUGUGGAAACCAUAAUUUUUAGAAGCUUUCUAUGAAUGUUCUUUUCUCCUAGCUCUCAUUUUCAGUGCUUUAUUCCUAGAAGAUGCCAGGAUGAGAGAGUUAGCCCUGUUUCUCCAAAAGAAUAGAUUUUUUCUUGGGUCUUUUUUCUUUCCUUUUAUUUAUUUAUUUUUUUCAUAAAUAAAUUUGAUAACUUCUGGUCUUACUUUUGAGUGAAAAAAAGAAAGAAAGAAUUUUUGACUUGAGACCCAAGAGAUCACCCAUGUUGCAAUUGAUGCAAUGUAUAGUGUAAAGACUAGUUGCAAAUUUCAGUACUAAUUUUGUACUUGUUCUUUGAACCAAGUAGCUGAUUUUGUGCAAAAGUACAAAUUGGGUUUUCCUCAAUUGUUUGAUGUUGAAAAUUAGCAUACAAAAAUCUGUUGUACAGUCUAAAUUACGAGUCUGCUUCUUGCUAUUUGCAUCCAAAAUAUCUGACUGUUGAUGCUCAAUGUAUUCCAAUUACACCUUGCUAUAAGAAGCUCUUACGUUUAUUUAGCUGAUAUGGAUUCAAUGAUUGAAUCUUGUAACAAAUUCUCAUUCCAUUUACAUUUUUUUUUUUAUGUUUUCUCUUUUAUUGUUAUUGAUUACCAUACAUUAUAAUAGCUAGCACAUAUUAUAUUAAUCUGUUAAAAAGAAGACAUGUCUUCUUUCAUGCACAAGCAACCCACACCAGAUAUGGAUGUGUGUCUGUACAGUAAUAAGUAAUUCCUGUCCAUGUCCGAAGUUGUGCUUUUAGUGCUUGAUUUUCAGUUGGGAUCUACACUUUGGUUGAAUUCAGUUGGGUUGAAUUUGCUGUGCUUAAUUUGUCAACCACUGUUACACUUGUAAUUAUGAAUUUGAAUUUGUAUUCAUUUUCUGCUUCUGCAGAAAGUGAGCAUAAUCGCUGCAACAAUUACUAGCUCUGCUGAGAGAAGAACAUUGUUUGCCCAGAUAAAUAGUUUCAUUGCUGCUGUUUUGUCUUCAAUAAUGAAACUAGUAGGCCUUUUGAGUAACAUUAUAAAAUACAACUCAUUUAAGGCCUGAAAAAAGGACAUGUAUUGGGUUGGCAGCUGAUGGAUAUAUAUCAUGGAAUCUAUGUUUAUAUGCUGAAAACCUCUUAAAUGGAAUUUCUCUCUUUCUCCACCCCUCCUCCCUUUUUUAUAGAGUUAACAAAGAAACAAAUGUACAAAAGAAGAAUCUGAGGAGUAUGCAGGUUGUAUACCCAUAUUUUUUUUAGAAUUACAUAAGCAUAGCAUUUUGUCCUCCACUCCUAUUUGGAGCUGGAAUGAAUACAGACUUUGGGAAAAAAAUGAGCAAAAUUUCUAGCUCCCAAUCAUGAGUACAUCUCACAAACAUGGGGAUCCACUGGAUUCCUCCAUUUCUUAGUGGCGGAACCCACUUUAGACACAUGAACCUGAUUCUUUGGUCUAACAUGGGAGGUACUGACAUGAUUGUUAUUGCUAUAUGGGAGGUACUAACAUGGGAGGUACUGACAUGAUUGUUAGACACAUUUCUUUGAUGCUUUGGUUCAACUUUAGAGGUUCUGACAGUAUGUAGUCCUAAGGAAUUUGGCCUAUAAGAAACUAAGUUUAUAGUACUUUUGUAUAAGUUAGUAUUAUUGGGAGGCUUUGACAAUAGUAUUAUUGCCAAGUAUUAUUGCCAUUUUGUAUAAGGUGCUCCUAAAGUACUUUUUACUUAAGAACACAUCCACUGUACGGUGCUCUUAAGAUAAGUUGUCUUUAAGUCUACGUAGGGGGUUUUUGUCAUAGACUAACUAUGGGGGGUCAUGACUAUUAGGUAGGUACUUUUGUGGGCUUUUGUUGUAUGAUAGAUACUUAUUUUGAUUUAUCCAGUUACGUAAUUUUAAAUGUUUGCUCAUUUUCUUUAUUGUGAUUUAUCUAAUUUGUUGCUAUAAUAUUUUAGGUGACAUUCCUAUGGAUUACAAUGAUCAUAUUGAUAAUAGUGAUGAAGAUCAUUCUUAUGAUGUUGAAAACGAUGAAUAUGAUGAUGAGGAAUUAUAUGAUCUUGCUAUUGCUGGAUGUCAUGUUGCAGUGACAUAUUAUAUAAAAUAUAUUGAUAAACAACCUUGUAGAGAUUCUGAACAAACUGGCUAUAUGUGGUUGAUGGAUUAUUUGACGGGUAAUGAAACGAAAUGUUACGAAAUGUUUAGAAUGAAGCCACAUGUUUUCCUUCAAUUGUGUAAUGUUUUACAACAUACAUAUGGACUUCAGCACACCAGGCAUAUUAGGCUUGAAGAGUCAGUAGGUAUAUGUUUAAUGAUACUUGGACAAGGAACUUGUUAUAGGAUGGUUCAAGAAAGAUUCCAACAUUCUGGUGAGACUAUACAUAGACAUUUUCAUAGAGUUCUGAAACGCCUUAACAUAAUGUCAAUGGAUAUCUUCAAGCCUUCUGAUCCUACAUUUAGUGUAGUUCCAAGACAUAUACAAAAGAAUCCAUUGUACAUGCCACACUUUCAGGACUGCAUUGGUGCCAUUGACGGUACACAUAUCCAAGUUGUUGUUGGAGAUGACAAGAAAGCUGCAUAUUAUAAUAGAAAGGGCGUGACAUCUUUUAAUGUGAUGGCAGCAUGCGAUUUUGAUUUACUUUUCACAUUUGUUAUGGCUGGAUGGGAGGGUGCAGCACAUGAUACACGUAUUUUCUUAGAUGCUACCCGUCGACAAUCUGUCAACUUUCCAAAACCACCACCAAGAAAAUAUUAUUUAGUUGAUGCUGGAUACCCCUUAAGGAAAGGAUACUUGCCACCUUAUAAGGGACAGAGGUAUCAUCUUUCAGAUUUUCGACGAGCUGGUCGAGGGAAUCACAUAGAAGAGAGGUUUAAUUAUGUUCACUCAUCACUUAGAAGUGCAAUUGAGCGAACAUUUGGAGUGUGGAAGAAUAAAUGGAAAAUUUUGAAGCAAAUGCCACCUUAUGACAUUAAGCACCAAAGAAACAUUAUAGUUGCUACUUGUGUUUUGCAUAAUUUUAUCAGAAAACAUGAUAGGGAAGAUGAGGGAUUCAAUUGGGAUGAACAUGACAUGGACAGACCAAGAAGCAAUAGUAGUGGAGAAGGUAGUAGCAGACAAGCAAACGUUGAAAAUAUACAAGAUAAGGAGAUGAAAUUUGUUCGUGACAAAAUAGCUCGAUCCAUUUGUGGGUUGUAAACAAUAUUUUUAUUAUUUCUGUUUUGGUGUUCUGGUUUUUGAUUUUUCAAAUAAGAACCUUUUUAUUAUUAUAAUGGAUUAUCUAGUAUUGAUAUUGUUGGCAA